Molecule: messenger RNA, 1936 nt
Organism: Vigna umbellata (rice bean)
Lineage: Eukaryota; Viridiplantae; Streptophyta; Magnoliopsida; Fabales; Fabaceae
Product: anaphase-promoting complex subunit 8
Biological process (GO): cell division; anaphase-promoting complex-dependent catabolic process; protein ubiquitination
Cellular component (GO): anaphase-promoting complex
Molecular function (GO): protein binding
Source: RefSeq, a predicted model, not a curated record
GAAGGAAGUAAAGAGAGGAAAGACACAGAAGACAACAAUUUGAAAAAAGGCAGUGGGCGCGAUUUCAUUAUUUUCAGUGUAGUCGAAGAAAUGAGUUCCAAAGAGAGUUGCAGAAGCGAACUUGCGCACGCGAUUCGCCAACUAAGCGAUAGAUCGCUCUACUCUGCUUCUAAAUGGGCAGCAGAACAGUUGGUGGGUAUUGAGCACGACCCUGUAAAGUUCACUCCUUCGAACACCAGAUUUCAGCGUGGGAGUUCAAGCAUUCGCAGGAAGUACAAGACUCAUGAUGUCACUGUGACUCCAAUAGCGGGUGUUUCGUAUGUUGCCACACCUGUGAUGGAGGAAGAUGAACUUGUUGAUGAUGAUUUUUACCUUCAGGCAAAGGCUUAUUUUGAUUGCCGUGAGUAUAAGCGAGCCGCUCAUGUUCUUCGUGAUCAAAAUGGAAGAAAGGCGGUAUUCUUGCGCUGUUAUGCUCUCUAUCUGGCUGGAGAAAAGCGAAAAGAGGAAGAAAUGAUAGAACUUGAGGGGCCUCUGGGUAAGAGCGAUGCUAUCAAUCGUGAAUUAGUAUCUUUGGAGAGAGAAUUGUCAACACUACGCAAUAAUGGUAAAAUUGAUCCUUUUGGUUUGUACUUAUAUGGUCUUGUGCUCAAACAGAAAGGCAGUGAGAACCUUUCACGUACAGUUCUCGUGGAAUCUGUUAAUAGCUACCCUUGGAACUGGAAUGUCUGGACUGAGCUGCAAUCCUUAUGCAAAACAGUUGAUAUAUUGAAUAGUCUUAAUCUCAAUAGCCAUUGGAUGAAGGAUUUUUUCCUUGCCAGUGUUUACCAAGAAUUAAGGAUGCACAAUGACUCUCUGUCAAAAUAUGAAUACCUACUGGGAACCUUUGGUAAUAGUAAUUAUAUACAGGCACAAAUUGCAAAAGCCCAGUACAGUUUGAGAGAAUUUGAUCAAGUUGAAGCAAUAUUCGAAGAACUGCUUAGUAAUGAUCCAUACAGAGUAGAAGAUAUGGACAUGUACUCCAACGUGCUGUAUGCUAAGGAAUGUUUUUCUGCUUUGAGUUAUCUUGCGCAUAGAGUAUUCUUGACUGAUAAAUACAGACCUGAAUCUUGUUGUAUUAUUGGAAAUUAUUACAGUUUAAAAGGGCAGCAUGAAAAGGCAGUUGUGUAUUUUAGGAGAGCUCUUAAAUUGAACAAAAAUUUCUUAUCUGCUUGGACACUUAUGGGACAUGAGUUUGUUGAGAUGAAAAACACUCCUGCUGCUGUGGAUGCCUAUCGUCGGGCAGUAGACAUUGACCCACGUGAUUAUCGUGCUUGGUAUGGACUAGGACAGGCUUAUGAGAUGAUGGGAAUGCCUCUCUAUGCGCUUCAUUACUUCAAAAAAUCCGUAUUCUUGCAGCCAAAUGAUUCUCGACUGUGGAUUGCUAUGGCACAGUGCUAUGAAACUGAUCAACUUCGCAUGCUUGAUGAAGCAGUAAAGUGUUACAGAAGAGCAGCAAAUUGUAAUGACAGGGAAGCAAUUGCACUGCACAACUUGGCAAGACUUCUUUCGGAGAUGGGGCGCCCUGAAGAGGCUGCAUUUUACUACAAAAAGGACUUAGAGAGGAUGGAAUCUGAAGAGAGGGAAGGGCCUAAAAUGGUUGAGGCUUUGCUCUAUCUUGCAAAAUAUUACAGAGCACAGAAAAAGUUUGAAGAAGCUGAGGUAUACUGUACACGACUUCUGGAUUAUACUGGCCCGGAGAGAGAAACAGCAAAGAGUAUACUUAGAGGAAUGCGAACAGUACAGUCUGGUUUCCCUUCCAUGGAUGUUGAGCAUUUUCCUCCUAAUCCCUUUUGACCAGCCACUGAUGUUUCUCUGCUGUUAUGAGUUUUUGUAUAGACGAAAUCAAACCCAACGGAAAACAAGGAAAUUAGAAUUCAAUCUUAAUUCCCGUCUUCUA